UUUCUCCUUCAGGUUGGAAAAAAGAAAUUUGCCAAAAUAAAAGCUCUGCUUAUAUUUGUGUGUGCCCAGAGGGACUUCUCAAUCAAAACUGUGAAAUUGGUGUUUGUGAGUGUUUAUGGAUACCAUGUCAGAUCUGUGCCGACCACAUUGACAUUACAAAUGAUACCAUAUGCACCUGUUCACCAAAAUUUACAGACAAGCUUUGUAAGAGAUUUCAAACACCAUGUGACCAAUUUCUUUGCAAGAAUAAUGCCACAUAUAUGAACUUUGAGAAAGAUUAUCAUUGCAGUUGUAUGCCAAGAUUUACUGGAAAGAACUGUGAGAAAGUAAUUGACCACUGUAGACUGCUCAGCAUCAACUGUCUGAAUGAAGGAUGGUGUUUCAAUAUAAUUGGAAGAUUCAGAGAUGUAUGCACAAGAAAUUCAUGUUGGUUUCUGAAGAAUAUUUGCUUAAUUUAUCUGUACCCCUGCUACUGUGGAUCCAUCAGCCAUGAUAUUUGCCAAGCAGAAGUUCCUCAUUCUUCUCAAUUUAAAUAUAUAUGGCAAUUGGGAUUUAUAGUAUUUGAAGGUGAAAAAUAUGAAGUGACUACUGAUGCUUACUUCUUUCAUGCUGAAAAUUGCACUGAUGAUGCAGUCUACAUGAACAAAUCUGAAGCCCUUGAGUACCUACAUUUGUUCCAAUGUGAAGAGACAAUGGAGAUGUGUGCAAAUGGAUGCAGCUGUUUGACUGAGGAAAAUAGUAAGGACUAUUUUUGCCUGUGUAUUCCCAGAAGGCCUAGAAAAAUGAAUCAGGAAAAUACAACUGACUAUCAAGAAAGUGGGUGUCUACCUGAAGCUGUUCAUGAUGAAUUUAAUAUACCCAGAUGCAGCUGUUCUCUCAGUCACAUUGGCAGAUUCUGUGUUCUCAACACUGGCGAUUGCUUCGGAAACCAGAGUAUAUCAUCGCACGGCCUCUGUGGGGUCCAUUUGCACAGAGGUAACUGUAGCUGUCUGAAAAUAUAUAAAAGAAAAACCUGUGAAAUAGAAACUGAAGAUUGUAAACCUAUGUCCUGCAAAACUGAAGUGACCAGUAUCAUUUUAAGUGGCUAUUUCUUUGGCACCUGUCUCCCUGGAUUUAGAGGCAAGUAUUUCUUGACAAAUCAAAUUCUCUAGUGGAAAUUAUAAUAUAUUUAACAUCUCAUAUGUGUCUAAUGGUUGGCAAUAUAGUCUGCUUUCUCAUUUGGCAAAGUAAAAUUGUCUUCACUUGGAGUAAUAGAAUUGCUUCUUUGGACAAUUACAUUGCUGACUAGAGAGCCUUGGCUCAUGAAAAUGAGGCUAAUAAGGCCAGGCUCUACCAUUAAGAAUAUGAUGUAUAUGUCAAAGGUCUGACGAGAAACACGCUGCCAUAACCUCCCAAUCAUUUUGCCUAAACAGCUUUAGUACUGCCCUUCAACCUCCUCUUUGGCUCCCUAAGCACGCUGAGAGCCAAUUUUU
Messenger RNA from Phyllostomus discolor (pale spear-nosed bat), 1472 nucleotides. RefSeq names its product protein eyes shut homolog. The transcript has 7 exons. The coding region runs from base 261 to 1151 and encodes 296 amino acids. The record is from RefSeq and is a predicted model, not a curated record. Lineage: Eukaryota; Metazoa; Chordata; Mammalia; Chiroptera; Phyllostomidae. Gene Ontology annotation, biological process: heterophilic cell-cell adhesion; establishment or maintenance of epithelial cell apical/basal polarity. Gene Ontology annotation, cellular component: plasma membrane; protein-containing complex.